This is a messenger RNA of Maylandia zebra (zebra mbuna), 3389 nucleotides long. RefSeq lists its product as uncharacterized. Lineage: Eukaryota; Metazoa; Chordata; Actinopteri; Cichliformes; Cichlidae. The record is from RefSeq and is a predicted model, not a curated record.
GGAGGACAAGAAGGAGGGCGUGACGGUGAAGAGGACGUGGAGCGGCGGGAAGCGCCGUUGGGACAAGAAGCAUUACUGCGUGUUCUGCCGACGGCCACAGGUGAAGAUCGCACGCCACCUGCUGAGGAAGCAUGCCGACGAACAGGAAGUACUGGCUGCCAGCACCCUGCCGACAGGCUCCAAAGAACGCCACCUGCUGCUGGAGCACCUGCGCUGCCGAGGCAACUAUCUACACAACAUCGAGGUGAUCCGGCAGGGCACUGGUGAGAUUGUGCCAUGGCGUCAGCCCUCUGAGGAUGUGGAUGCGAGGAACUACCUGCCGUGCCCAUUGUGUCUUGGAUUUUUCCUUCGUGCUGACCUGUGGAAGCAUCAGGUGUCGUGUCGCAAGAAGCUCGCCAUCAACCCGUCCAAAGCCGAGGCGAACGCUGACCCCGCCAACGACGCCACCUCUGGUUCCACAAGUAAGUUGCCCUGUGAUGUCACCAGAGAGGACAUACCUGAGGAUUCCCUUGGUGAGACUGCAGAGACCGGGACCAAACAGCUUAUGACCUCUGACCCAAGUGUCGAUCAGAACACGACCUCUGACCCCGCUGUGAACCGAGCCAGGAAACGGACCAGAGUGCAGGCAGCAGCGUCGCGGCCCCUGCCGAUCUCCAGUGGAGCGUCUGAGAGCUGCAGUGAAAUCCUGCAUCGCAUGAACCAAGAUAAUGUGUCUUACGAGGUGAAGUCUGAUUGGCUGAUCUGUAAGUAUGGCAACAAGCUGAUGGGGAACCAGGAUAGUGGUCAGAGGAGGUACGACUACGUAAGCCAGAAGCUCCGGGAACUUGGCAGGUUGCUCCUGGCCGCUAAAUCCCUUGACUCCGGCGUCCAGAGCCUGCAGGACCUGCUGGCCCCAGGUCGCCUCAGCCUGGCGCUGUCCGCGGCCAGGAAGGCAGCGGGAAACAGGUGGAGCCGCCCUCCACUGGCGGUGAAAACAACACUAAAGACAGUCUGUGAGAUUGCUAUUGGAGAGAGCCUGCAGGACGGAGACUGGGAGGCUGCCGCCAAGACCACCGACUUCUACCACAUGCUGGGCCGGGAGUGGGACAACCUGGGCCUGCAGAACCCAGAUCCAGCUGCUACAGAUGGAGGAACUAAACCAAAGAAACGACCUGUCCAGAUAAGACUGGACAACGACCUCAGACAAGAAGUUCUGUCAAAGAGCUCUAACAAACCAGUGACCUCUGCGAUUCCACCUGAAGCCAGAAUGCAAACAUCUGUCUCAGUCCCUGUGGCUCCCAGGAAGGUCCGACGGCGGCCAUGGUCCUCUGCAGAGAAGGAGGCCAUCUGGAGGCAAUUAGGAGUCCAUGUUCUGGUCCAGUCCGUACCAGGUAAGGAGGUCUGUCAGCGCUGUCUGGACUUAGAACCAGUCCUCAGGGGGCGGCACUGGAAGGACAUCAAGAACCAGGUUCACAACCAAAUCCAGAGCCAAAAGAAGCAGCAGUUCCACGCUCAGAUGGAACUCGAGAAGAACCAGGAUCACCAAGACCAGCUCCAGAACCAGAAAAAGCCAGAGCAGCAGCAGUACCAGCCUCCAGUCGAUGAACAGGGAAAAGACCACCGUCUGAACCAGAAGAAACCACCAUACCAGUCCCAGAUGGACCAACAUGAUCCGGAUAUUUCUCGGAAUCAGAAGAGAUCACAAUACCACAUCAGCAUACACCACCAGGCCCAGGAUAGCAUCCAGAACCAGAAGAAACAACAGGAGCACGCCCAGCUGGAUCACCAGGACUAUCUACACAACCACAAGAAGCAGCUGUGUACCCCUAGAGUGGACCACCAGGACCACAGCCAGGUCCAUAAGAAGCAGCUGUAUCAGAUGGACCAGCAGGCCCAGCCCCUGCAGACCCUGGACCAGGAAACGUCUCUUCUAACCAUCACAACCUACAGACCUGAUGGGUCAAAUCGAGCUCCUGGACAUUUGCUGCUUGAGCGGGAGCACAACAUUACAACCUACCCAGUUCUGCACAGACCACCGGGACCUCACAUGGACCAGCUGCUGCCCAGAAUAGACUGGGCCGAGGAUGCUCCAGCCCCGAACUAUCCUAUCAGCAGGCCACUGGGCAGGACCCUGCUACAGGAUGUGCCCCCAGGAGGACCACCCUCUGACCAUGUACACUUCUGACCGGUCCAGGUCUAGAGGACUUAAUGAUAGGUUGGCCCUUCUCAAAGGGUGCAUAUCAGAUUUGGUAGUAAAAAGACCUGCUUUUAUGAUAACACAUGUAAACCUUUCUUAGAAGGUCCUUGGAUUUCCUGUGUGAAAUUAGUAUUUGCCUCCUACAGGACUAUAUACCCUAUACUAUAUACCCCCCCCUCCCCCGUAUGUUCUGGCAAUUCCAAUGGGUCUGGUUCUGAUAUGUCAGUCUGGUCAGGAGAUGAACCUGGAUCCUGGUUGAGGUGCUGUUAGAUAGGUGAAACAGUUCAGCUGUGAUGUACCUGAGUUAUACCGACUACGUGCCAGUGCCUGAUCUUAUUAUAAAAGGCGGGUACCAAAAACCAAAACCAGCACCUUAGUGGUCCAGUGUUGGCCUUUGAUGUUACCUGUUCUGGGAGGAGCUCCUGCUGAAAGAUCACAGAUGGUAGGGUCAGUCGUCAGAUACUGUCUUCCAUAAUCAGAAUUUGCCCCAAAUGUAUCUUCAUAGGAAGAUUCAUAUGAAGCAGCCCACAGCUCUACGUCUUAAACCUGUAGAACGGUGGGCUGGUUCUCUGAAGACGCUGAGGCAGAACCAGCUCUGUGUGAAAGAGCUAAUGAAGGGAUCAAGGCCCUUUGCCCUCAUUUAACCAUAAAGGUGUUUAAAGUUCUCUGUAUGUUUAGUGUAUGGUUCUCCUCACACUCCUCUGUGUGAUGAGCACUGGGGCACAACCCCUGACAGAGCGGCCAAACAGGUGGUUCUAAACGGUUCCUGCAGGUCCCUGGGAGUCCUGGUCUGUGGUGGUCCUGUGAUGGUACCACUGCAUCCUAAAAAUAGCAAGUUGUCAUGUCACAGGCUUAUUCCAGAAAGGAUGACAUUCAUUUUGACCUCAGUAUUCUACACACAGUACUGAAGAAGCUUCUCGGAUGAGAGGUGAAACGUCUUCAAGUAACUUAAAGAAGUCCAGACGCUUUUCUUUGCAAGCUCCUUAGACUACACACAGUACUCCAAAUCAAAAUUCUUAAAUGUUUAUUAAAACAUUUAAGAGAAAAAUAUAACACAUGCACAGGUAUUCUCAGCCUUUGUUAAAAUAUGUUGUUCAAGCACUUUUUGUCCGCAGUUACAGAAGAUCAGUGUUGGGCAGGGUUUUAAUAGUUUUGCACGCACACAUCAAUGAAAACUAAACACACUUUUGCUAUAAAGUCAGUUAAUUUUAGU